UCAAGGCUCUUCUUUGUCUCAUAGACGGAAAGAGUAAGACUUCAAAUGUAGAUCUUUGGGUCUGGCUCUCGGCACGGAUGCGCGCCGACCUUGUUUCCAGCGGAGGAUUUUGCGCACUGAAGUAAAGCUGAAGAGAGUGCACAGCUAGCGGACAGUUGUGUGACUGGCUGCAGUCCUGUCACUUGGCUGUACUUUACUGCGAGCAUCUACAUCUUAUUACUAACAUUACUCCGGAUUAAGUAGGGGAAACAGUCCACCAUUUAUCUCGGCAACAUAGAGGAAUGUUGUUUCAGCUCAGCCGUUGAAUGUAGACCUUGUAUGUAGAUAAAUCCAAGAGAACAUUCACUCAACAUCCUCAGACAAGGAGGCGUUUUGAGAGGAUUUUAGGACACUUUUCUGAAAGUGGAUUGAACAAGGAUGAUUCAAGCCGCCUUGCCCAACUAAGCGAGAUCCUGCCUUUGCGAAACGGCGAUCACAGCGAUGUGUCAGUGGCAUGUGCGUCAGUCCCUCUCCAACUCUUCCAGAAAGGAUUUAAGCGCCGCUCAUCUUGAAUAAGUCGAGAAGUCAUUGAAGAUGAGUGCUCUGCAAACAUUCCUGUUUCUGUUCCUCUUGCACCAGGUGACAUGCAGGAAGGCGCGCGGAGGAGCCACAGAGGUCAUCGAGUGGGCAGACAGUCAUAACGAACAGAAGAUUUCUCCCACAGGGGCCAGUCCACGGAUCCUUAACCCUCUGCGUUUGUUUGCCAGGGGCUCCCCUGAGUUCAAGAGCAACAUGAGGGAAAUAACAUAUUUACAGAACAUGGAGGACUUCUGGGACUGGUUAUCUAACCAGACAGAUGUUCAGGGUGCACAGGCCAGAACUAAACGCAGGCCCAUCGUCAAGACUGGCAAGUUCAAAAAGAUGUUCGGGUGGGGGGACUUCCACUCCAACAUUAAGACUGUCAAACUCAACUUGUUGAUCACAGGGAAGAUUGUGGACCACGGAAACGGCACUUUUAGUGUUUACUUUCGUCACAACUCCACGGGCCUGGGGAAUGUGUCAGUCAGCCUGGUGCCACCCUCCAAGGUGGUGGAGUUUGAGAUGGCCCAGCAGUCCACCCUGGAGACCAAAGACACCAAAUCAUUCAACUGUCGCAUUGAGUACGAGAAGACAGACCGCAACAAGAAGACUGCCCUUUGCAGCUUUGACCCAUCCAAGGUGUGCUAUCAGGAGCAGACGCAGAGCCACGUUUCCUGGCUGUGCUCCAAGCCCUUCAAAGUCAUAUGCAUCUAUAUAGCCUUUUACAGUGUAGAUUACAAACUGGUGCAGAAGGUAUGCCCUGACUACAACUACCAUAGUGACACACCUUACUCCUCCACAGGAUAACCUAGCUGUUGUUACUGUAGUGUGCAUCUACCUUUUGUUUUCGCAUUAAAUAAUGUAAAUGUCAACCUUUGAGCUCCUUGUCCCCGAAAUACCUGAGACAUUUUACAGGAGGUGCAAAGUAAAAUGAAACACGCGCUGGAGGAAUUUGGCGUAUUAUUACAAAACUUUUGUAGACACUGCACAAGUACACAGAUCACCAGAGACAGUUAGGUGAGUAGGGACUUGGGGCUGACUUGGGAUUCAGAGCUACCUACCAACCCUGGGUGACUCCUCCCCAUCACAACAGCACAUGUUCUCUGUAAACCACCGGAAUAAUUACUAUGUUGUCCAGAUGUUUUCUCUGAGGCUAGGCUGCAGGCAAGCAAGCUCCCAGCUGGGAGUGCAUGACUGGCUUCUCUGCCAGUGCUGCACUGAUGCCAGUAUUACCAGACAAUUUCCUCACCUCAUUUAAACAGUCAGUUAUGGGAUGAAAUAUGACAAGAUUUUGGAUCAUGUUAAUAAUUAAAAUACCAAGACAUCUGAAUUGUUAUUCAACAGGGCAUAAAAUUAGAUUUUCCGAAUUUGAAUCAUCACUACAUUUUGACUGAUUAAUCAAAAUUAUUUGUUCAUUGCCUUUGAAGUAGAGCUAAUGUCCAUUUGUACCUGUUAACAGAACACAGGACAAUGUCUAUUAUUUCACAUUAGUUUGAUUAAUGUAUAUUUUGUCACUCCAAAUAAUUAAUAUAGCCUUAUUGUACAUCUUUUAUCUCAGUUAUUUUUCUAUUUUAUGGACUGAAAUAAAGUGAAUGGAUUGACUGAAAGUAACUCUGCCCCAGACAUAGAUAAAUAGAUCCAAAAAAUCUAAUCCAAAAGCAGAGUAAGAGCACAAUCAUAAAUCAUUAUGUAUACGUAUGUAAGUACCCAUCCAUGCGUAAUUUGGCUGCUGCCUUUUUGCUCUUUAAAAUGUGUUGGUUUUCUGUUACAAUCAUUAAAAGGUAUGCAUGUGCUAAACUAGCCUGAAAUCCAACAUCUGUGUUUGCAAGAUGCACGUUGAGGCAUCAGCCUGCCAAGUGAGCACCUCAGUGGAUUAAUGUGUCAGGUGAGGCGAGGGGGAAGGAGCGAUAAUUGCAGGACAGGUGGAUUUAGUGAGUCUGGCAGACAAUUAUCAGCACUUUGUCAUGGUCCUGCCACAAGGCCUGACAUUACCUGUCUUUAAUAGGCUUUAAUUAGCCUGGGAAAUUUCAUUUACCUAAAACCAAGAGUGGAGAAAUGAAAAGCGUAAAAAAAAAAAAAGUAUGGAAUCAGUCUGGAAUUUUAAUGAGAAGUGGGACUGCUAAGUUUGAAAAUGUCAGACAUUUCCCAGUUGUACAGAAGGAUUAAACUGACGAACUUCGGCAUGGAUAAAAAUGGAUAACAUCCAGUCUCAUAGUAAAUGGUAUAAUGUGCUUUGACUUAGCGAUCACCAACACGUUUGACAGGUUUUGCUGAAAACCAUCAACACAUUAUACUGUGUUGUUAGCUCAUAUCCAGGGUUUUAGGGUAGACCAUGUGUCACUGACAAAUCACAAGCCAAUUAUUUUUGCCAGUUCCUUUAUUUGCUAUAUCUGGUGUCUGUCACUAUCAGCUGUAAAUGAUCCUGUCAUAUUAUACAUGUACAUAAAGAAAAAACUAAAUGAGUUGAUCUAUGUUGUUUUAGUUUUGCUCCUUCGUGAAAAUGCUGUGUUAACGUGCAAAUCUGAAACUAAACGUGUUUAAUUAUGGCUUCACAGUAAACAAUGUCAAGUUAUUCAAAUUUUUACAGAGAAUUAUGUCAGUGGGUAUAUUGUUCCUUAUUUCUGGUGUUUGUUGAGCAAUUCCAUGUAGAUAAAUGUCACAUUUAUUGCUUAUAAUUAGAGACUUUUGAUUUCCAUUUUUGUAAUCCUUGCAGAUUGUACUUAUUUUCAUUUCCUGCUUGCUUCAUCUUGUUUAAACUGUUUCCCCUGUAGAGCGCUACUGUGUGUAUAGUGUAAGAACAAAAUGUUAAUUUUGAAUUUCCUAAAGGGGUUACUAUUGUUAAAAAGAAACUGUAAGGAUCAAUUUAG
Monopterus albus (swamp eel) is the source of this 3425-nucleotide messenger RNA. It is a transcript of the gene nxph2a, whose product is annotated as neurexophilin 2a. The transcript has 3 exons. Lineage: Eukaryota; Metazoa; Chordata; Actinopteri; Synbranchiformes; Synbranchidae. The record is from RefSeq and is a predicted model, not a curated record. Bases 574 to 1365 code for a protein of 263 amino acids. Gene Ontology annotation, molecular function: signaling receptor binding.